Messenger RNA from Amyelois transitella, 3437 nucleotides. RefSeq names its product multiple epidermal growth factor-like domains protein 11. The transcript has 8 exons. Bases 141 to 3251 code for a protein of 1036 amino acids. Gene Ontology annotation, molecular function: protein heterodimerization activity; cell adhesion molecule binding; protein homodimerization activity. NCBI's taxonomy places the organism in Eukaryota, Metazoa, Arthropoda, Insecta, Lepidoptera, Pyralidae. Gene Ontology annotation, biological process: heterophilic cell-cell adhesion; neuron development. Gene Ontology annotation, cellular component: neuron projection. The record is from RefSeq and is a predicted model, not a curated record.
ACAGACGCACACUGCUGCGUGACUACCGGACAAUACCGCCGAAACAUACCAAAAAUCGCGAAGUGUUGUGAACUUUUUAAUACUUGAAUUGUGCAUCAAAUUAAACAAAACGUGCUCGACAGGAUUCUGCCGAAGCCAGCAUGUGGCGGUCGGCGUCGACGGGCGGGCGGCUGGCGGCCGGCCUGGCGUUAGCGCUGUCGCUGGUGCUGGGGGCUGGCCGCCGCGUGCACAAGGAGCCCGAGCCGGACGCGCGGCACCACACCGACAUCUCGCUGUGGAUCGACGAGCGGCAAGUGCGGAUGUUCAGCGGUUUAUCGAUGAAAAUAUUCGCAAUAAUGGACGGCAAUGUGCAAUCUUACAUCUUAGACCCGAACUUCUCUCUCAAACUGCCCGUAAUACCAUCUGAAGUGGGUUACGUCAACUUCACGUGGAAGUCCAAGAAGCGAUACGAAUACAACUUCGAAACUCUCUCUUCGUCAGAUCUCAAUAUAAUGAAGCCGCCAGUGCUUUCUAUCAAAACGAGAGGGCGAGUGCCGAAAACCCCUAAAGAGUUCAGUAUAUCGCUGCCUUGCAUGGGUAAUGUUAGUGGGGUGGCGACAUUCGGCAUCAGCCUUGAGCUGAAGACCGUUCACAACAAUAUGUCUCUAAAAGGUACCCCCUUGAGGUUAAACCUAAAGAAGGAAUGCGCACAGAGAGGACCCGAUCCCGAGUGCGACAAGAAAUGUGCGAACCAGGGUUGGUGCAAUCACGAGAAGAUUUGCCAAUGCCCCGAAGGAUAUAUGGGGCAGCAUUGUAAGACGGCGCUGUGCUACCCGCAAUGUAUGAACGGCGGGAAUUGUACCGCGCCGGGGGUGUGUUCGUGUCCGCCGGGUUACCAGGGCCGGAAUUGCGAAGGGGGUUUAUGUUCUCAGAAGUGUCUGAAUGGCGGGAAGUGCAUUCAGAAGGACAUGUGUCAGUGUACAAAGGGUUACUAUGGGUUAAGGUGUGAAUUUUCAAAAUGCGUGAUCCCCUGCCUGAACGGGGGCCGCUGUAAAGGUAUAAACAAAUGCCGGUGCCCGCUUCGCUUCGCGGGGAACCACUGCGAGGUGGCGCUGCGGGGGGGCGAGUGUACUCGCACGUGCCGCCACGGCGUGUGCGCGGGCGGCGUGUGCGAGUGCGAGCCGGGCUGGCGGGGGAAGAACUGCAGGCGGCCUUACGGUAACACAUACAGCUGUGCUGCUCUAUACAGGGCGAGCGCUGCGAGUGGCGAGUGUACUCGCACGUGCCGCCACGGCGUGUGCGCGGGCGGCGUGUGCGAGUGCGAGCCGGGCUGGCGGGGGAAGAACUGCAGGCGGCCUUACGGUAACACAUACAGCUGUGCUGCUCUAUACAGGGCGAGCGCUGCGAGUGGCGAGUGUACUCGCACGUGCCGCCACGGCGUGUGCGCGGGCGGCGUGUGCGAGUGCGAGCCGGGCUGGCGGGGGAAGAACUGCAGGCGGCCUUACGGUAACACAUACAGCUGUGCUGCUCUAUACAGGGCGAGCGCUGCGAGUGGCGAGUGUACUCGCACGUGCCGCCACGGCGUGUGCGCGGGCGGCGUGUGCGAGUGCGAGCCGGGCUGGCGGGGGAAGAACUGCAGGCGGCCUUACGGUAACACAUACAGCUGUGCUGCUCUAUACAGGGCGAGCGCUGCGAGUGGCGAGUGUACUCGCACGUGGCGCCACGGCGUGUGCGCGGGCGGCGUGUGCGAGUGCGAGCCGGGCUGGCGGGGGAAGAACUGCAGGCGGCCUUACGGUAACACAUACAGCUGUGCUGCUCUAUACAGGGCGAGCGCUGCGAGUGGCGAGUGUACUCGCACGUGCCGCCACGGCGUGUGCGCGGGCGGCGUGUGCGAGUGCGAGCCGGGCUGGCGGGGGAAGAACUGCAGGCGGCCUUACGGUAACACAUACAGCUGUGCUGCUCUAUACAGGGCGAGCGCUGCGAGUGGCGAGUGUACUCGCACGUGCCGCCACGGCGUGUGCGCGGGCGGCGUGUGCGAGUGCGAGCCGGGCUGGCGGGGGAAGAACUGCAGGCGGCCUUACGGUAACACAUACAGCUGUGCUGCUCUAUACAGGGCGAGCGCUGCGAGUGGCGAGUGUACUCGCACGUGCCGCCACGGCGUGUGCGCGGGCGGCGUGUGCGAGUGCGAGCCGGGCUGGCGGGGGAAGAACUGCAGGCGGCCUUACGGUAACACAUACAGCUGUGCUGCUCUAUACAGGGCGAGCGCUGCGAGUGGCGAGUGUACUCGCACGUGCCGCCACGGCGUGUGCGCGGGCGGCGUGUGCGAGUGCGAGCCGGGCUGGCGGGGGAAGAACUGCAGGCGGCCUUACGGUAACACAUACAGCUGUGCUGCUCUAUACAGGGCGAGCGCUGCGAGUGGCGAGUGUACUCGCACGUGCCGCCACGGCGUGUGCGCGGGCGGCGUGUGCGAGUGCGAGCCGGGCUGGCGGGGGAAGAACUGCAGGCGGCCUUACGGUAACACAUACAGCUGUGCUGCUCUAUACAGGGCGAGCGCUGCGAGUGGCGAGUGUACUCGCACGUGCCGCCACGGCGUGUGCGCGGGCGGCGUGUGCGAGUGCGAGCCGGGCUGGCGGGGGAAGAACUGCAGGCGGCCUUACGGUAACACAUACAGCUGUGCUGCUCUAUACAGGGCGAGCGCUGCGAGUGGCGAGUGUACUCGCACGUGCCGCCACGGCGUGUGCGCGGGCGGCGUGUGCGAGUGCGAGCCGGGCUGGCGGGGGAAGAACUGCAGGCGGCCUUACGGUAACACAUACAGCUGUGCUGCUCUAUACAGGGCGAGCGCUGCGAGUGGCGAGUGUACUCGCACGUGCCGCCACGGCGUGUGCGCGGGCGGCGUGUGCGAGUGCGAGCCGGGCUGGCGGGGGAAGAACUGCAGGCGGCCUUACGGUAACACAUACAGCUGUGCUGCUCUAUACAGGGCGAGCGCUGCGAGUGGCGAGUGUACUCGCACGUGCCGCCACGGCGUGUGCGCGGGCGGCGUGUGCGAGUGCGAGCCGGGCUGGCGGGGGAAGAACUGCAGGCGGCCUUACGGUAACACAUACAGCUGUGCUGCUCUAUACAGGGCGAGCGCUGCGAGUGGCGAGUGUACUCGCACGUGCCGCCACGGCGUGUGCGCGGGCGGCGUGUGCGAGUGCGAGCCGGGCUGGCGGGGGAAGAACUGCAGGCGGCCUUACGCUUCAUCUGAAGAAUCCAGUGAACACAGAAGGUUUUGACAAAAUGAUUUUCCAAUGCAAGGGAAGUUGAAGACAAGCUUACUUAAUAAGUGAUAAUGUGAUUUCUUUAAUUUUAUUAUACUUUUAUGUAUAAUUUCUACUUCUUGUAAAUGUAAUAUUAAUAAUUAGUCAUUUCGAUUGUAAGGAUAGGUUAGACUUAUAAAAAAUGCAAUAUAAUAAAAAAAU